Ascochyta rabiei is the source of this 2277-nucleotide messenger RNA. RefSeq names its product DNA-binding transcription factor. The transcript has 2 exons. Gene Ontology annotation, cellular component: chromatin. The record is from RefSeq and is a predicted model, not a curated record. Gene Ontology annotation, biological process: regulation of transcription by RNA polymerase II. Gene Ontology annotation, molecular function: RNA polymerase II cis-regulatory region sequence-specific DNA binding; DNA-binding transcription factor activity, RNA polymerase II-specific. Lineage: Eukaryota; Fungi; Ascomycota; Dothideomycetes; Pleosporales; Didymellaceae. The coding region runs from base 1 to 2277 and encodes 758 amino acids.
AUGGACGGCUUGCAGCAGCGCGGGCGCUCACCGUCUGCGGGGCAGCGCGCUCAUAUAAGGCAAACCCCCUCGCCGUCACCCCAUGCGCCCUUGCACAACAACGUCUCCAGCCUCGAUUUCGAUCCAUCGCAGCUGCUGAACAACCCCUCCAGCUUCGCCGCCACCAACGCCCAGCUCAACCCCGCCCAGUACCUGUCCACCCUCCAGCCGCAGUCCUUCCCUCACCCCCAGCACCAGCACCAGCACCAGCACCAGCACCAGCACCAGGCGCUCGCCGACCAGACCUUCCUCCACUCCAACCCAGCCUUGUCGCAGCACAACACGCCGCACUUUGGGCCGCAGGGCAGCAGCCUCACGCCUGACCACCUCGACAUCACCAAUCCUGGCCCGGCCGAGUUCAACACCUUCUUCUCCCAGACCGACCUGAACCAGCCCCAGGCCAUCCACCCUGCCUCGUUUGGCAACACGCUAGACCCCCACCUGCUCGACGCCUCCCACCCACAGCCACAGCAGCAGCAGCAGCAGCAGCAGCAGCAGCAGCAGCAGCAGCAGCAGAGCCUCUCGAUCAACCCCAGCGACCUGAUGGCCCAGAUGGCUACCACACAGUCCCACGCCCCCACACCGCCACACCUGCUGCCAAACAUGAGCAGCCAGCGCAGCCCCAGCCCUCACGCUUCGCCGCACCAGAACCAGGGCGCCUUCUCUCCACCCAACCACUCGCGACAUGCGUCCUUGGGCCAGUCCUCUCUCGACCCCAGCGCAGCAUACGGCCAAGGCACGGAAUGGGCGAACAUGGCGAACUUUAGGGGGCACAGGAGGACGCCUAGCGAGAGCGCGUACUCGGACAUCUCCUCGGCGCAUGCCUCGCCCUUCCUAGUCACACACGAUAGCUUCGAAGAGACACAACCCUCGCCGAACCUCAACGCGCAACCCGACCCCCAGCUCUUUCAGAAUCCCAUCUCGCAAUUCGAUCACUUCAACUUGAACGACGGCUCGCACAUCAGCCCCGGCCACAGCCCUGCCAUCUCGCCGCGCCUGAUCCCGCAGCAGCAGUCACUUCCACAGUUCAUGCCUGGCAGCUUUGGCCUCGAGUCCAACAUGAACAACCACUUCGUGCAACAGCAGAACAUGGCCGCCUACCAGAAUCAGGGCGCAGAACCGUUCCCCUCGCUGAACGAAUUCGGCCAGGCUGAUACAAUGUCGCCACCCGAGAUCAACAUCGACUUCGCACCGCCCUCGCGACAAGCUAGCUUUGAGCCCCCCAAGCCCGGAUCCACUGCCGAUGCUCUGACCGACACGCUGAGUCCGCCAGAUCGAUCAAGGAGCCGCAAUAGGACACGCGCCAAAUCCGAUCCCUUCAGCAGCGUGAGCUCGCGCGCAUCAACUCCUGGCUCAGAAGUUCAUCGAUCGUUGUCUCCCAGCGCUGCAAAGUCGCGCUCCCCCUCUCCUUCUGGCAAGUCUUCUCGCCGCUCAUCUACAUCGAGUGUUCCCAAUCGUGACUACAUUCUGGAACUCGCCGAUCCCUCAAGACCUGCCAACCCUGCCGACGGCUCCAAUCUCAAGCGCACGCAAAAGCACCCCGCGACCUUCCAGUGUACACUCUGUCCGAAGCGUUUCACCAGAGCCUACAACUUGCGGUCUCAUCUGCGCACUCAUACGGAUGAGCGACCGUUUGUGUGUAGCGUUUGCGGCAAAGCGUUCGCUCGUCAGCACGAUCGGAAGCGACACGAGGGCCUUCACUCUGGCGAGAAGAAGUUUGUUUGCCGUGGUAACCUCAAAGACAACGGCCAUUGGGGCUGCGGCAGGCGGUUCGCCCGUGCAGAUGCUCUCGGUCGUCAUUUCAGAUCCGAGGCGGGCCGUGUCUGCAUACGUCCCCUGCUCGAGGAAGAAGCCCAAGAGAAGGAUGGCUGGGACGGCCAGCAGCAACAGCCAGCGAGCAACGGUAACGGCAUGUUCAACCCCGUACCUCAGAACUUUGGCGGCAUGAUGCAGACACAGCCUGGCUACGAGGCGUUCCCUCAGUUGACACAAGCACCGCAAUCCUUCCUGCCCGCUGCCCUUCUGGUCCAGUACCCUGCACUUGCGACCAUGGACUGGAACUCGAUGCCAGUUGGCGGGCCAGAUGAAGCGGACGAGAUCAGCGGCCGCAGCAGCUUCGACGCUAGCAGUGGAGGAGAGUACUUUGAGGACGAGAGCGACUACCAACAGGGCCAGCAACCAGUCUAUUCCGGAAACAACAGCGGCUGGGUGAGCGAUAGCUACGAUGGGCGAAACUAA